AUCAAUCAUAUAAAUACAAUAAGCUUAUGAAUUACAUAUUCAAACAUACUCCAAACACAAUUCACUUAACAAACAUCAAUUGUCUAAACUAUGUCUUAUAGUUUCAACAACAACCUUUUCAACACCAAUGAUAACAUUACCACUACCACCUUGGAUGUUGCUAAAUUUGUUGGAUUUGAUGAUGAAGUAAAUUACCCUUCUUAUUCUGAUUUUCCACCUGGUUUCAUCCCUGAGGACUUAUUCAAUUCACCUUCCUUUCUUUCUUCUCCUAAGAUUCCUUCAUCUUAUACAACCGAGCCUUCUUCUGACCAAAGCAUGAACCAACAACACAACAAGGAAUUAGAAGAGAUAAACAUCUCUGAGCUCUCUUUCCAAUCACAAAAACAGAACAUACAUGAUCUCUUUCAAUCUUCCACAAAUAUGUUUCAAGUGGAGGAGCAACUAAAGAAAGAGGACACAUUGAUAUUCAAUGAAACUACAAAGCAUAACAAUUUUUCAUUUGAGAGAACAACAAAACAUGAAACACAAACAAAUUCUUCAGCUCCUAGUUCUACUUUUUUCAACAACAAUAAUGCUUCUAUGUCUAUUAAAGAACAAAAAAAAUCAGAAGAAGAUGGAUACAAGUGGAGAAAAUAUGGAGAAAAACAAGUGAAAGGAAGUGAAAAUCCAAGAAGUUAUUAUAAGUGCACUAAUCCUAUUUGCUUGAUGAAGAAGAAAGUUGAAAGGUCUUUGGAUGGAUAUAUUACUGAAAUUGUUUAUAAGGGAAAUCAUAACCAUCCUAAGCCUAAUUUGUCUACAAAAAGAAGAACAAGUUCUCAAUCAAUGAUUUCUGAUUUUUCUUUGGGAGAGGAUGAGUUUGAGCAAACAUCACAAACUAGUUUUUCUGGAGGAGAUUAUGAUGAGUUUGGACCUGAGGCCAAAAGAUGGAAGGGAGAUAAUGAAAAUGAAUCUUAUUCCAUAGAUGGGUGUAGAACUGUGAAGGAACCUAGAGUUGUGGUUCAAACUACAAGUGAAAUUGAUAUACUUGAUGAUGGAUAUAGGUGGAGGAAAUAUGGACAAAAAGUAGUCAAAGGAAAUCCAAAUCCAAGGAGCUACUACAAAUGUGUAAUCCAAGGUUGUCCUGUGAGAAAACAUGUUGAGAGAGCAGCACAUGAUAUGAAAGCAGUAAUAACAACAUAUGAAGGCAAACAUAACCAUGAUGUACCUUUAGGUAGAGGAAAUUCAAGCUAUAACAUCAACAAAACUUCUCUUAAUGUAACACCUAUUAGGCCUUCAACAGUUACUAAUUAUUCUAGCUUAUCAAAUUUCACAAAUUCACUUCAUGAUGAAUCAAAGCUACCAAAUUAUGGAACUCAAGAAGAAAAUUUUCAGCUAGACAUGAUGAUGAUGAAUUCUAAAAGCUUUUUCGACAAAUCAAUCGGUUCAAAUACCAAUUAUGAACAAUACUCGGCUAAGGAUAACUCCUUCCUUCAGUCUUUUAUGUCGAAGAACUUUUAAUUUGGCAUUAGAACAUUACUCGUCAUUUAGAUUCUCUACAGUUGUUCAGUCAGUGCAGACAAUUCUGAACCAUUUGAUUUGAGUUGCAACUCAAUCCAGUGGUCGAGUUUUUGCCUACACUGAUUAGAUAAAUGCAGAGAAUCUAUGUUCAUCAUAUCAUUGAUAUGUUUUUGUAUAUAUUAUAGGAAUUUUAGUCUAAGAAGUUGUAGAACUAGUCAACUUACAUCUUUGACAAGAGUUAGGCCUAACUUCAAGUUUCACUUUAGGAAUAAGAGAUUUAGAAAAAAGUGUUGGCUGAUUAAUUUCAUCAUUAUUUUUGUUGUAUUUGUUUAGCAUGAAAUAAAAUAAUUCUUUUGCUAA
Molecule: messenger RNA, 1857 nt
Organism: Trifolium pratense (red clover)
Lineage: Eukaryota; Viridiplantae; Streptophyta; Magnoliopsida; Fabales; Fabaceae
Product: probable WRKY transcription factor 33
Exons: 5
Coding region: 91-1497 (468 amino acids)
Biological process (GO): regulation of DNA-templated transcription
Molecular function (GO): sequence-specific DNA binding; DNA-binding transcription factor activity
Source: RefSeq, a predicted model, not a curated record